Desarmillaria tabescens is the source of this 645-nucleotide messenger RNA. RefSeq lists its product as uncharacterized. NCBI's taxonomy places the organism in Eukaryota, Fungi, Basidiomycota, Agaricomycetes, Agaricales, Physalacriaceae. The transcript has 2 exons. The coding region runs from base 1 to 645 and encodes 214 amino acids. The record is from RefSeq and is a predicted model, not a curated record.
AUGUCUCCAGUCGCUCGCUCAGCACCUCACGCUCCUCAAUCACGCCCUUCAGUCAUGGUCGGCAUCAUCAUCGGUUGUAUCGUCGCCCUAUACCUCGUCGUCGUUCUGUUCUACUACCUCUGUUGCUCCAUAUCCGGGACCUUCUUUGUUCAGAGAAGUAAAGAAAGGACGGUGCCCUACAGCGAGGCUCAAUAUCUUGUUGAUUUUAUAUCAGCAAGCGGAAAGCCAAGACAAUCUCCGGACCUCUACACCACGCCCGUCAUGCGCUACAGGUUUCUUUUCCGUCAAAUGUACCCCGGGCGACGCCGGUCGCCAUUUGAGUUCCGCCGUAUUGUCUGCCUCCCUCCCUCUCCGCUUCGGCACCUUCUCGCAUCUCGCUUUAUGAACGAAGAGGAAUUGCUACUCCAUGAUUCAUCGAGCAGGCAAGGACUCAAGAGCAAAGCAUCUCCUGCGGUCACUAUCAUAUGUUCUCUCGACUACAUACCGUUGUACGACGGCCCCUACCCCUUGGGAACUGUCACCUGUACGCUCGGUAAACCUAUCAAGGGAAUCUUCGGGGACGACGCUGAUGGAAAGGAGAACCAGCCUAUUCCGGAAGUUCUGAUACAGGAAGAGGGGCAAUCCGUAAUGCCACGCCGCCACUGA